Molecule: messenger RNA, 933 nt
Organism: Brassica napus (rape)
Lineage: Eukaryota; Viridiplantae; Streptophyta; Magnoliopsida; Brassicales; Brassicaceae
Exons: 1
Coding region: 1-933 (310 amino acids)
Source: RefSeq, a predicted model, not a curated record
AUGUCAGAGGAAGAAGAAAACCUCUAUUGGGUAGAGCAGGAAGAACUGGCCGAGAAUCAGGCUCGGAUCCACAGCAGCCAACGCCGACAGGCUGCUAGAAAUCCUGAUGAGAUCCAUGAUCUCCGCGAGUACAUCGCAAAAACUGCGGUAGAAGUCAAGGCGGUAAAGUCGCAGAUUCACCACGCGACAAGCGCUGCACCCGAGAUCGACAGACUUCUCGAGGAAGCGCGGAAAACUCCGUUCACUGCCCGGAUCAUGGAAACUAACAUCUCAUUUCCUGGGAAGAUCAAAAUUCCCGUCUACGAUGGCACCACCGACCCGAAGGGGCAUCUGCAGUCUUUCCAGAUCGUGAUGGGAAGGUGCAAACUCAAGGAAAGCGAACGAGACGCUGGCUACUGCCACCUCUUCGUCGAAAACCUCAAAGGAGCCGCGCUCAAAUGGUUUUCUCGUCUGAAACGAAACUCCAUCGGAAGUUUCCGUCAGCUCGUCUCGGAGUUCCUCAAACAGUAUUCCAUGUUCAUGGACAGGGAAACCUCAGACGUCGACCUUUGGGGUUUAUCUCAAAGAGAAGACGAAGCACUCUGCGAAUUCAUGAACAGGUUCAAGCUGGUAAUGGCAAGAGUCACUGGAAUCAGCGACAAAGUGGCAGUCGACGCUUUGCGGAAAACUCUCUGGUACAGGUCAAAACUCCGGCAAUGGAUAUCCCUUGAAAAACCUAGAACAAUCCAGGACGCUCUUCACAAGGCAACAGACUUCAUCAUGAUGGAAGAAGAGAUGAAAGUCCUCUCCCAGAAGUACAACCCGCAGAAGGCGUCCGCGAGAAGGAAAAGCCCUCGUAACGACAUGUAUGUCCACCACAAGGGAGAAGAUCUCCAGGGCGAGCAUAAUUACGCUAUCAACUCCGAACAGGGAAAGACUUCCGGAAAUACCUAG